This is a messenger RNA of Diversispora eburnea, 124 nucleotides long. Lineage: Eukaryota; Fungi; Glomeromycota; Glomeromycetes; Diversisporales; Diversisporaceae. The record is from the annotation of a GenBank genome assembly.
GGCACUUCAAAACGUUGUAGUAUUUGCUGGAAACAUCGCUGUGACCAUCGGGAUUAUGGAAAAUGUUUUAACUGCGGAGAACAAAACAUUGAAUAUGAUUGGUGUCAAAGCCGCAAACAACUAG